AUGUCUCUCCAGUUUUCUCAACAGGCACCAUGGAGGAACAACAACAUCACCUUUCUGAACAAAGAGCCUCCUGUCUCAGAACAAGGAGAGACUAUUAUAGGCUUCUACCUACUGGCUUUAGGAUGGAUGUCUUGGUUUGGAAACAGCAUUGUGAUUUUUGUACUCUAUAAGCAGAGAGCUGUCCUGCAGCCCACCGAUUAUCUUACAUUUAAUCUGGCUGUAUCAGACGCAAGUGUGUCUGUGUUUGGUUAUUCCCGAGGGAUCAUUGAAAUCUUCAAUGUCUUUAAAGAUGAUGGAUUCCUCAUCACAUCGAUAUGGACAUGCCAGAUUGAUGGAUUUCUGACACUUCUGUUUGGCCUGGCUAGCAUUAAUACCCUUACAGUGAUCAGUGUGACUCGCUACAUAAAGGGCUGCCAUCCAGACAGAGGGCAUUGCAUUAGCAACAGCAGCAUCACUGUGGCCCUGGUUCUCAUCUGGAUAGCAUCUUUCUUCUGGUCAGUGGCUCCAAUACUUGGAUGGGGCAGUUAUACAGAUCGCAUGUAUGGCACAUGUGAGAUAGACUGGGCAAAAGCCAACUUCUCUACAAUCUACAAGUCCUACAUUGUGUCUAUAUUUAUCUGCUGUUUCUUUCUACCUGUGAUUGUCAUGGUCUUCUCAUAUGUGUCCAUCAUCAAUACUGUCAAGUCAAGCCAUGCACUAACUGGAAUGGGUGAUCCAACAGAUAGGCAGAGGCGAAUGGAGCGAAAUGUCACUCGGGUUUCUAUUGUCAUUUGCACAGCCUUUAUUAUAGCAUGGUCUCCAUAUGCUGUCAUCUCAAUCUGGUCUGCCUGUGGCUACUCUGUGCCCAAUUUAACCAGUAUCUUUGCCAGUCUGUUUGCCAAGUCUGCCAGCUUCUACAACCCCAUUAUCUACUUUGGAAUGAGCUCCAAAUUCCGAAGGGACAUUUUUGUCUUGCUGCAUUGUGCUAAGGAGACUAAGGACCCCGUGAAGCUCAAACGCUUCAAAAACCUCAAGCAGAAGCAGGAGCCUUCUCCUUCUCAGAGAGAAGAGAAAUAUGCAGCGGCGGUCCAGCCUGCAGCCAGUCCUGAUUCUGGGGUAGGGAGUCCAACCAACACCCCACCUCCCAAAAACAGGGAAGUGUAUUUUGGUACCUUUGAUUCUGCAUCUACCAACCCUGAUAUUGAAUGUGAUAGACUGUAA
Malaclemys terrapin pileata is the source of this 1200-nucleotide messenger RNA. Its product is annotated as opsin-5-like. Bases 1 to 1200 code for a protein of 399 amino acids. The record is from RefSeq and is a predicted model, not a curated record. NCBI's taxonomy places the organism in Eukaryota, Metazoa, Chordata, Testudines, Emydidae. Gene Ontology annotation, cellular component: membrane. Gene Ontology annotation, molecular function: G protein-coupled receptor activity. Gene Ontology annotation, biological process: G protein-coupled receptor signaling pathway. The transcript is spliced from 6 exons.